UUCUGAACAUUAUAACUCACACUAAACAUUGAUAUCACUUUUCGCACUCAAUUCUCAAUUUAGAGUUUCAACUAUAUCAAACAUGUCUCUGAUUCCAAGUUUCUUUAGUGGCCGAAGGAGCAACGUUUUCGAUCCUUUCUCCCUGGACGUCUGGGAUCCCUUGAAGGACUUUCCAUUUUCAAAUUCUUCACUUUCUGCUUCAUUCCCUCGUGAGAAUCCUGCUUUUGUGAGUACUCGAGUUGAUUGGAAGGAGACCCCGGAAGCGCAUGUUUUCAAGGCUGAUAUUCCUGGGCUGAAAAAGGAGGAAGUGAAAGUUGAAGUUGAAGAUGAUAGGGUUCUGCAGAUAAGCGGAGAGAGAAGUGUCGAGAAAGAAGAUAAGAACGAUGAAUGGCAUCGCGUGGAACGUAGCAGUGGAAAGUUCUUGAGAAGGUUCAGAUUACCUGAGAAUGCUAAAAUGGAUAAAGUGAAAGCUUCCAUGGAGAACGGUGUUCUCACAGUGACCGUUCCAAAAGAAGAGAUAAAGAAGGCUGAGGUUAAGUCUAUUGAGAUUUCUGGUUAAACUUAGAAUGAGUUAUGUUACUCUGUUGCUUUAAACCGUCUGCUUUUCUUGGUUAUAAUGUUUUCCUUUUUGUGGCGUGUGCAAGAAAUAUAUGGUCAUGUAAUUCUGAAAUGUUAAUGUAUAAAUAAAUAAGUAAACAGUUGUUGUUGGUUA
Messenger RNA from Lathyrus oleraceus (garden pea), 712 nucleotides. Its product is annotated as 18.1 kDa class I heat shock protein. The record is from RefSeq and is a predicted model, not a curated record. Lineage: Eukaryota; Viridiplantae; Streptophyta; Magnoliopsida; Fabales; Fabaceae. Bases 83 to 559 code for a protein of 158 amino acids. The transcript has a single exon.